This is a messenger RNA of Fonsecaea pedrosoi CBS 271.37, 744 nucleotides long. RefSeq lists its product as uncharacterized. Gene Ontology annotation, cellular component: spindle midzone; microtubule organizing center; microtubule plus-end. The transcript is spliced from 5 exons. The record is from RefSeq and is a predicted model, not a curated record. Gene Ontology annotation, molecular function: microtubule plus-end binding. The coding region runs from base 1 to 744 and encodes 247 amino acids. Gene Ontology annotation, biological process: protein localization to microtubule plus-end; spindle assembly; regulation of microtubule polymerization or depolymerization. Lineage: Eukaryota; Fungi; Ascomycota; Eurotiomycetes; Chaetothyriales; Herpotrichiellaceae.
AUGAGCGAAUCAAGGCAAGAAUUACUGGCAUGGUUGAACGGCUUGCUCCAACUCAACAUCACAAAAGUCGAGCAAUGCGGGACAGGGGCCGCGCUUUGCCAGCUAUUUGACUCCAUUUUCCUUGAUAUUCCUAUGGCUCGGGUGAAAUUCAACGUCAAUACCGAAUAUGCCUACAUACAAAACUUCAAGAUCCUGCAAAACUGCUUUACAAAACACGCCAUUGACCGAACCGUGCCUGUCGAGCAACUGGUUAAAUGUAAAAUGCAGGAUAACCUCGAGUUUCUACAGUGGUCAAAGCGGUUCUGGGACCAAUACUUUCCGGGGCAUGAUUACGAUGCGGUCGCAAGAAGGAAGAGUGCCGGUACCGCCCCAGCAGCAUCGACCGCCGUCGCUCCACGAACAAGCACCGGCGCAAGCACCACACGAAAGACCGGGACAACGCCUGUGGGUCGACCUGCACCGCGUGCCAUCGGUGCAGGAAGCGCCAGUUCAUCUGCUCUGAAGGCGGAAAACGAAUCGCUGAAAGAAGCCAUCGCCGGAUUGGAGAAAGAGCGGGACUUCUAUUUUAGUAAAUUGCGCGAUAUCGAGUUGCUCCUGCAGAAUGCGGUCGAACAGGAACCCUCUCUUGAAACCGACGCAAAUGGUCUUGUGAAGAACAUCCAGACCAUACUCUAUAGCACAGAGGAGGGGUUCGAGAUUCCGGACCUGGAAGCCAACGGAGCCGAGGAACCAGAAACAUUCUAG